Molecule: messenger RNA, 591 nt
Organism: Formica exsecta
Lineage: Eukaryota; Metazoa; Arthropoda; Insecta; Hymenoptera; Formicidae
Product: putative nuclease HARBI1
Exons: 3
Source: RefSeq, a predicted model, not a curated record
AAUAUUUUGGCACAGUUAAUGCCACAGUUCAUAAUAUGGCCAAAUGCAGUGCAAUGUCAAUUAUCUAGUAAUAUAUUUGAAGCUCGAUCACGUGGCUUUCCUGGAGUAAUCGGUGCUAUAGAUGGCUGCCAUAUUCCUUGUAAAGCUCCAAUAAUGAAUCCAAAUGAUUAUUAUAACAGAAAAAGCUUUCACUCAAUUAUUUUACAAGGAACAUGCAAUCAUAGAGGAUUAUUUAUUGACUGUUUUAUUGGAAUGCCUGGGCGCAUGCAUGACGCUCGAGUUUUCCGAAAUAGCACAUUAUUUAACGAAAUAACUAAUGCAGAAAGACUUCUAAUUCCGCACAAUAUGCAUCUAAUAGGAGACUCAGCUUAUCCCUUAUUGUGUACUUUAAUGACACCAUUUAGAGAUAAUGGGCAUUUGACACAUUCACAGAUUAUAUACAAUGUAAAACUAAGUUCUAUCAGAUCAAUUAUUGAAAGAUGUUUCGGUUUACUAAAGACUAAAUUUAGACGAUUAAAAUACUUAGACAUAGGAGAUUUUGAAUUGGGAAAUAACAUGAUAGCAGCAGCAUGCGUGUUACAUAAUUUUAUU